CGGAUCACAGCUUCUGUCCUCUCAGUCUCAGUGCAGCGGGAACUACCGCUAACAAGAGCAUACAACCACAUUCAUUACAUGAAAUGGAGCUCUUUCAGGAGGGUCUUUUAUCUGUAAAUCUGUGGAUUUUUCCGUUACUCUUAUGGACUUCUGCAAGUGCAUUUAACCUGGACACACAAAACGUCCUCAUGAAGAAUGGUCAUCCGGGCAGCCUCUUUGGAUUCUCUUUGGCCAUGCACCGGCAGCUCCAGCCCACCGAUAAAAGGAUAUUGUUGAUUGGUGCUCCCAUGGCCAGGGCUUUAUCCAAUCAGAGGGCAAACAUCACAGGUGGGCUGUACAGCUGCGACAUCACCACCCAUCCAGAUGACUGUAAACGGGUGGAGUUUGACAAUGAUGUGGACAUUCGUGUGGAGAAUAAAGAGAACCAGUGGAUGGGUGUGACAGUUCAGAGUCAGGGACCUGGAGGCAAGAUUGUGACAUGUGCCCAUCGCUACCAGCGAUUGUUGUUUCCGAACACACUACAAGAGGCACGUGACAUCACUGGACGCUGUUACAUGCUGAGUCAGGACCUGAGCAUUGACAGCCAAUCAGAUGAGGAUGGGGGCAACUGGAAAUUCUGUGAUGGUCGCGCCAGGGGUCAUGAAAGAUUCGGGUCCUGUCAGCAGGGUCUUGCUGCCACCUUUACGAGAGACUACCAUUAUGUCAUCUUUGGAGCACCAGGAGCAUACAACUGGAAAGGUAUAGUGCGUGUGGAGCAGAAGAACAACACUCUGCUGGAAAUGGGCUUGUUUGAUGAUGGUCCAUAUGAGGUCGGGAAUGAAAACCGUCUGGAUCCAAAUCUCGUGCCAGUACCAGCAAACAGUUACUUAGGAUUCUCUCUAGAUUCUGGUCACAGUAUUACAGAGAAAGGAAAGCUCAUCAUAGUAUCAGGAGCGCCGAGAGCCAAUCAUAGUGGAGCUGUGGUGUUUCUGAGGAAGGAAGGUGAAAUGUCCACUGGGCUCACACCUGAACACAUUCUAGAAGGACAAGGACUUGCAUCCUCCUUUGGAUAUGAUGUCGCUGUGGUGGACCUGAAUGGAGACGGUUGGCAGGAUGUUGUGGUUGGUGCACCGCAGUUCUUCCAGAGAGAUGAGGAAGUGGGUGGAGCUGUAUAUGUUUACAUCAAUAAUGCUGGAAGGUGGAAGGAUGUCACACCUACUCGCCUCAAUGGAACUAAAGACUCCAUGUUUGGACUGUCUGUGGAGAACAUUGGAGACAUUAAUCUGGAUUCUUUUGAAGAUAUUGCAGUUGGUGCUCCAUAUGCAGACUCAGGGUUUGGUAGUGUUUACAUCUACCACGGAUCUGCUGACGGCAUCAACACUAAACCAGCUCAGAUACUGGAGGGCAAACAGCACAACAUUAAGAUGUUUGGUUAUUCUCUUGCUGGAAAUAUGGACUUGGAUCAGAACUCGUACCCUGAUCUGGCUGUGGGCUCCCUCUCUGAUAAAGUUUUCAUUUACAGAUCGAAACCUGUCAUUAGCAUCAAGAAAGACAUCAAGGUCACACCAAAAGAAAUUGACUUGAUGAAGAAAACAUGUGGCAACAAUAUUUGCUUGACUGUGGAAGCUUGUUUCUCAUACAGAGCAAACCCUCCCACCUACAACCCCAAAAUCACUAUUUCCUACACAACUGAGGCAGAGUGGUACCGCAGGAAGUUGGGUCUCCUAUCAAGAGUUGUGUUUCUGGAGAAGAGCGUAAUGGAUCAGGACUUCCAGUCAUCUGGCACUCUGGAGCUACGAGGACAGAACAAAAAAGCUUGUUUUAAGACCAAACUCAGACUACAAGAUGGAAUCAGGGAUAAACUGAGAGCAAUUCCUAUCGAAGUGUCUGUGGCCAUUCAGAGUGCUAAGAGAGGCAAACGUCAGAGCUCAUUGCCACAGCUAGUGCCAAUACUGGACUCCACUGUGCCCAACAAGACCAUUACUGAGGUGAACUUCCUGAAGGAGGGUUGUGGCACUGACAACAUCUGUCAGAGUAACUUACACCUGCAGUACAGGUUUUGCUACAGAGAGGCCAACCAGGAUGUGUUCCCUCCUCUUCCUCUGGAGAAUGGAGUUCCAGUGAUUUCUCUGAGUGAUCAGAAAGACAUUGCUCUAGAGGUGACGGUGAGGAACAGGAAUGGAGAUGAUGCUCAUGAAGCUAAAAUGAUGGGACAGUUUGAUGAAUCUCUGUCAUACUCUGGAUUCAGAUCUCUGAGAACUACAGAUAAGCAUGUGAUCUGUGCAGCCAAUCAGAACGGCUCUCUAGCAGAUUGUGAGCUGGGAAACCCAUUUAAACGAGAUUCAGAGGUAACAUUCUAUAUCAUACUGAGCACUGGCAAGAUUUCACUCGACACCAAAGAGGUGGAGAUCGACCUUCAGCUGGAAACAACGAGUUUACAGGAGGGAAUAGGCCAAAUAAAGGCCAAAGCCAAGGUGGUGAUUGAACUUCUACUUUCUGUACAAGGGUUGGCCAAGCCCUCUCAGGUGUAUUUUGGAGGUGAAGUCAGAGGAGAAAGUGCCAUGAAGACAGAGGAGAAUGUUGGCAGCUUGAUUGAAUAUGAAUUUAGAGUAAUUAACUUGGGAAAGCCUCUGAAGUCUUUUGGAACUGCUUUCUUGAACAUCCAGUGGCCUAAAGAGAGUUCUGUGGGGAAAUGGCUGCUGUAUCUCAUGAAGAUUAGCACUAAAGGUCUGCAGUUAGUCACCUGUUCGCCUGAGAGUGAGAUAAACCCUCUCAGACUGAGUGAGGAGUCGACCGUAGCUAGGAGAAAACGAGAGCUGGAGGAGAGAAGAUCAUCUGAAGGGAAUAAAAUAUCCCUCUUCACUGACAAACGCAAACACAAGACUCUGUCAUGCACAGGUGAUGCCAAAUGUGUGGAGAUAAAGUGCCCUCUACAGGGCUUGGACAGCAGUGCAGUCAUCAUUUUGAAGUCACGCCUGUGGAAUUCAACUUUUCUUGAAGAUUUUGCUUCCUACAAUUACCUGGAUAUAAUGGUGAAAGCCUCCAUAAUUCUGGAUGUUUCUGCCAAGAACAUUGUGCUCAAAAAUCCUGGGACACAGGUGAGACUGACCGUGUUCCCAGAGAAGACAGUGACUCAGUUCGGAGGCGUUCCGUGGUGGAUUAUUCUUGUGGCUGUAUUAGCUGGAAUCCUAAUGCUGGCUCUUCUAGUGCUGUUACUGUGGAAGUGUGGAUUUUUCAAACGCUCCAAAUACGACGACAGCGUUCCGAAAUAUCACGCUGUAAGGAUUCGUAAGGAGACGCGUCUCUUGAAAGAAGAAAAGGACAUGUUAGAUCCCCUUGAGAAGAAGCAAUGGAUGACCACAUGGAGUGAGAAUGAGAGUUACUCUUGAAACUGUCUCUGCGUCUGAUGUGGACAAUUUGGCGCCAUCAGGUGUAUCUAGUAGGGAAAAGAUUCAGAUGAAGCUGACAUGAACUUUGUGCAAUGUGUAACCCCAGAGAAAGCAAAAUAUCACAGCCGUUUGACACAGAGAAGCCUUACAGAUCCAAAUGUUUCUGGUAACUAAGGAGUAAUGACUGACAGCUAACUCCUAGAUAUCUUUGGGCCUUUUGUCUGCAGUGUCUCAUCAUUCAAUCCCAACCACUCUAAAGAUUUUUGUAUAUUUUUGGAAGUUGCAUAGGAUGGGUCUUUUUUUUGUAAAUAUUUAUGUAUUUUGCAAUGCAGUUUAUUUAUUUUGUCUUGUAAUUUUGUAUUAUGAUGCCUACAGUGCAUAUACUGGCCAAAGAUUAUUUUUCAUGCCUUUUAGAAACUGUACAUUGAAUGUUGUUGCUCUGUCAGCUGAAGCUCAGCACAAGGAUGGUCAGGUGUGCAGAGGACAGAACAUAAACAAUUGACAAGGAAAUAUGUCACAACUGAAAAAUUAUGUUGAUUAUUAGGGGCAGUUUGACCCAAAUGUAUCAGCUACUGUAUGUCACUGGAGCAAUGGGAUACUAGCUUAUUACUGAAUACUGCACACUUCACACUGUUUGCCUACUAUUUAAAAACAAAAUAGUAAGUAAAACAGUAUGCAUUAUGCAACAAUAUACGUUCCAAAACAGUUUGCAAUGUUGUUGUCACAUGACCUCAUUCCAACAUCUCGGGAAAUAGUUAUUUUACUUUUCUUUUUUUUUUUUGCUUACAUUUUUGUUAAAAUGUCUAAACUUUUAGUAAUUAUAUCAAAUAAUGAAUCAUAAUAGAGAGGUAAAAUUGUGACCGUAAUUACUUCCGGUUAAUUUUAUCCCGGUUCAGCCCAGAGUUCAAUCUUUCGUCAGGGGUUCCCCCUCGACCAUUUGGCCGCUAAAAUACAGGGCAAAAAGAUGACACUACAUCAGAAUUUUUGAAGAUCAUUAACAUGUCAUUUGUAAUCUUUGUAAAUUCCAAACUUCUGUUUAAAAAUCUGCAUGUUUUAACAUUGUUGCCCCCUGUUGGAAGACUACCAUUAAAGGAAUAUUUCACCCCAAAUGUUUAAUUAUGUCAUAAUUUACUCACCCUCAUGCCAUCCUAGAUGUGUCUGACUUUCUUUCUUCUGCUGAACACAAAUAUUUUUAAAAGAAUAUUACAGCUCUGUAGGCCCUCAUAAUGCAAGUGAAUGGUGGCCAGAACUCUGAAGGUCCAAAAAAGCACAUAAAGGCAGUAUAAAAGUAAUUAAUAUGACUCCAGUGGUUAAAUCCAUGUCUUCAAAAGUGAUAUGAUAGGUGUGGGUGAGAAACAGAUCAAUAUUUAAGUAAUUAUUUACUAUAAAUUUACAAAUUCACAUUCUUUUGUUUUUGGAGAUUCACAUGUAUAUCGCCAUGCACCGACUGGGCAGGGAGGAGAAUUUAAAGUAAAAAAAGACUAAUAUAUUGAUCUGUUUCUCUCUCACACUUAUCAUAUCACUUCUGAAGAGUCUUAGGGGUUACUUUAAUUCUACCUCACUGAUCUCUGCCUGCAUCACCUUUGUCUAUUGAUAGACUACACUCUUGAAAUGGAAUACAUAGAAUAUCAAUGAAUUGCCAACAAAACACUUCAUCAGCCAACUAACAAGGACAAUUGCUUCUUUGUGAACUGCAGUUAAUACAGGAUGGAUUUCAAAGACAUUAGUCAUUAAUCUUACAGUUCAUACAAAAUCUUUGUUUAAAAACUGACCCUUAACACUUACUUAGUUUACUCAUUUUAAAGCAUGACUUGCACUGCACAUAAAUAACUACUAUUGGCAUUAAAUUCAUGCUGGUUAGUCAGAGGGGAACUGGCUCCCACAGUCAGUCAGGUUUCUCCCAAAGUUAUUUUUCUCCAUUAACCAACAUCUUGUGGAGUUUUGUGUGCCUUGUCAGAGUCGCCUUUGGCUUGCUCUCUGGGGUUAUAAAUAGGCUACAAUUUUUAUAAACAUUUUUAUAAAAACAAAAUUAACAAUCAUAUUUUAUCAAACUACCCAAUGAUGACUCUAAAACAUUAUAGAUAUUACAGUUUUAUCUUCUGUUAAUACCUGAUCUUCUGUAAAGCUGUUUUGAAAUUGAAACCAUGUGAGUUGUGAAAGGCGCUAUACAAAUAAAAAAUUACUUUACAUUUUGUUCUUUUUGAGCUUCAAAGUUCUGGCCACCAUUCACUUGCAUUAAAUGGACCUAGAGCUGAAAUAUUCGUCUAAAAAUCUUUGUUUGUGUUAUGCAGAAGAAAGUCAUACACAUCAACAAUUAGAGAAUUUAACAUUUUGGGGUGAACUAUUCCUAUAAAAUACUGAGAGAAAGAUUAUUCAAGCACCUCAUUUUUUAUAUUUUUUCCUGGGCCCUAAAGAGAUUUGCUUUUAUAACACAAAUAUAAGAAUGAAAAUAAAUACACAAGUAUGAAACUAGAUUCUGUCUAUGUAUGGAUUAUAGCAUUUUCUUUACCAGUUCUGUAGAUCUGCUGUAGUCUUCAUAACAGACACAUACAGUGGGUACGGAAAGUAUUCAGACCCCCUUAAAUUUUUCACUCUUUGUUAUAUUGCAGCCAUUUGCUCAAAUCAUUUAAGUUCAUUUUUUUUCCUCAUUAUUGUACACACA
This is a messenger RNA of Xyrauchen texanus (razorback sucker), 6030 nucleotides long. Its product is annotated as integrin alpha-6-like. Gene Ontology annotation, molecular function: integrin binding. The coding region runs from base 84 to 3368 and encodes 1094 amino acids. The record is from RefSeq and is a predicted model, not a curated record. Lineage: Eukaryota; Metazoa; Chordata; Actinopteri; Cypriniformes; Catostomidae. Gene Ontology annotation, cellular component: integrin complex; external side of plasma membrane. Gene Ontology annotation, biological process: cell-matrix adhesion; integrin-mediated signaling pathway; cell-cell adhesion. The transcript has 25 exons.